AUGGACUGUAUGAUUAAAGAACAAAAUGAAAUGAGAAAAGAGUUAAAUACGAUCAAAAUCCAUCAUAAUCCAAACUUAAAAGAUCGUACAGCUGCACCUUCUGGAGAUGUUCAAAAUAAGAAAAGAGGAGGUUUAGUUUUCAAUAGUAAUAACAAAAGGGUUCGAAAUGACGAAUCUAGCGGAUCAGGUACCAAUGCAGCUAAUAACGUUUAUUUGCUCUCUAACAGAAUGGAUAAAGCUGAUGAUACCAUGAAAGCUAUGAUGAAUAUGUUGCAAAAUAUGAGUUCAAAGUUUGAAAAAGUAUAUCAAAACCAAGAUAAUAAUAACAACAGUAACAAAAAACAAAAAAGCACUGUUAUUAAGGGGGAUAACAACGCUUCUACUUCAAAUAACAAUAAUAAUUAA
Rhizophagus irregularis DAOM 181602=DAOM 197198 is the source of this 405-nucleotide messenger RNA. RefSeq lists its product as uncharacterized. NCBI's taxonomy places the organism in Eukaryota, Fungi, Glomeromycota, Glomeromycetes, Glomerales, Glomeraceae. The record is from RefSeq and is a predicted model, not a curated record.